This is a messenger RNA of Hypanus sabinus (Atlantic stingray), 3084 nucleotides long. RefSeq names its product zinc finger protein 239-like. Lineage: Eukaryota; Metazoa; Chordata; Chondrichthyes; Myliobatiformes; Dasyatidae. The record is from RefSeq and is a predicted model, not a curated record. The transcript is spliced from 2 exons. Gene Ontology annotation, molecular function: DNA-binding transcription factor activity, RNA polymerase II-specific; RNA polymerase II cis-regulatory region sequence-specific DNA binding. Bases 994 to 1500 code for a protein of 168 amino acids. Gene Ontology annotation, biological process: regulation of transcription by RNA polymerase II.
CCGAAAGACGUGUCAGCGGUCAGGAAUGGUCAGGGCAUCAAAGGAUAGAGCGAGAAGGCAGGUGUAUGGGGUUGAGUGGGAUCCGGGAUCAGCCAUGAUGGAAUGACGGAGCAGAUUCGAUGGGCUGAAUGGCCCAAUUCUCCUCCUAGUAGGGUAGGAACCGCAAGGGACUUGCGGACAGGAACCGCGGACGCGACAACGCUGGUAUCAGUGGGUUCACCAGCACGCGAAUGCCAUCGAUCUUCGAAUGUGGAGGAGACGCUCACCAGCCCCAGGGAGAGCUAAAAAUCGGGCUCAGUGAAGGGGUGAGAUUUGAAUAGACCCACCUGGAGACAGACCCGCCUUCGGGUCAUUGAAGGAGUGGCCACAUAUUUUCUGUGUAUCUCGCCAGAACUGGAAAAGUGCAUCUGCUAUUUGUCUUAAAAUCUAUUGAUAUCACACCAGCAUCUGUUCGCUGGAGAUCAGUUCUUCAACUGCAUUCAUUGUGCAAGGAAUUCACCAUGUCUGACAUCUGACUUGAUGAAUCGUCAGAGAAUUGAUAGCAGGGAGAUUUCAAUCCCCCGCUCUCGGUGUGGGAAGGGAUUCACUCGCUCGGCUGACCCGCAGACACAAAGGUGAGUUCGCUGUGGAGAGAGGCCGUGUGUGGGAGGGGAUAUUCUCAGUCAUCCAGACUGAAGAUACGCCACGGAGAGACGGUUCCCCCCGUUGUGACUGCGGGAAGCGAUUCACUCUGCCAGCCACGCUGAAGAUGCUUCAGAAAGUUCACACUGGUUAAGAGGCCGUUCACCUGUGUUUGGGAGGAGAUUCACUUGCGUGGCCUGCCAGCAGACAUUUCAUUCAGUUUGCAAGAGAGAGAUCCUGUGUGGGGAGGGAUUCACUCCCUCAUCCAGUCAGAAACCAGAGUUCACACAGGGGAGAGGCCGUUAUCCUGCUCAGAGAGUAGGAAGGGUUUAAUUUCACGUGUAGACACUCCAGCGAGUUUUCAGUGCAGAGAUGGCGUUCAUCUGUACAGUGUGUGGGAGGAGUUUCAAUCAGUCGUCUCACCUCCACAGACACAAGCGAGUUCACACCGGAGAGAGGCCGUUCUCCUGCUCUCAGUGUGGGAAGAGUUUCAAUCAGUCGUCCAUCCUGAAGAGGCACCAAAAGCGAUUUCACACCGGGGAGAAGCCGUUCGCCUGCUCCGAGUGUGAGCUGAGAUUUACUCAGUCGUCUGAACUGCAGGCACACCAGCGAGUUCACAAGGGGGAGAGGCCGUAUAUCUGCUCCGACUGCGGGAAGGGGUUCAUUCGGUCGUCCCAGCUGCUGACGCACCAGCGAGUUCACACCGGGGACAGGCCGUACACGUGCUCUGAGUGCGGGAAGGGAUUCACUCGGCUGUCCCACCUGCAGUCGCACGAGUUCAUUCACACUGGGCAGAGGCCUUUCGCCUGUUCGGUGUGCGGGAAGCGAUUCAUCCGGUCGUCCCACGUUCUGUCACAUCAGCGAGUUCAUAAAACAUAGAACAGUAGGGGGGACGUCACGUGAUGACGUAGGAUCGAGACCUGGAAAUCCAGCUCUCCCGUAAAAAUCAGUAAAUUAAUGUUUAAGUGAAGAAAAGUUAGUAAAUACUUUCUAAAAGUUUCUUAUAAACUACUCAGGAUUGUUCCAAAAUAUGUCUCUUAAGCAGAAGCAGAAGAAAACUACUACCUUGAAGAUGUCACAAGUUGGAAAAGAAUCGGGGCCGGCUGCCACGAAAGAGCCUCGGGCUCAAGUGCAUUUUACUUCCGGCAAUACAGAACACGAAGCUGCGGCAACAUCAAUCGUCUCCAAAGAAAAAGAGCAACAGGAAUUGUGCAUGCGUGAAGGAAGGGGCAUGCGCAAACACGAGCAACCCAAACUACAAAUCCCAGCUACGAUCGGAACUGGAAGUGAAAGUGAAUCUGAGGCAGAUUCAGGUUCUCUGGAUAAAUCAGACGAAGAUGAAGGUAAAAGUUUUUCUGGAGACAUAGGAAAAACUUUGGUGCAAAUAAUGCAUGAAUUAAAAGCAUUAAAAAUAAUUUACAAAGAUAUUAAAAAUAUGAAGAUUAUGUUUGACAAUGAUGAAAAAACAGGACAAAAUGGAUAAGAAAAUUAAAGACUUGGAAGAAACAACGGGAGACAUCAUUGAAAGAAUGAAUAAAAUGGAAGACAGUAUUUCUGCCUGGACAUCAGAAAGAAAACAGUUGUUGGGAAAAGUGGAUGUGCUUGUGUUACGAAGGAUGAACAACUCUGAUGGGCAGAAGGGUGCAGAGUUGCCCAUGCCCCCCCCCCCCUUUGGAGAAUUGCAAACCGUUACUAUUUCGAUGCUGCUAAUGAGAGUGAGAGAGACAAAAGAAAACAUGCCAGGAUAUCUGUUACUGAUAACAGCUUGAGAGAGAACAUAUCCACCAUGUUAUGACUCCCAAAAGACUUAUGGCUGCGGAGAGGGUUGUUUACGUGGUACCAUCCUGCUCAUUAAAAUUCCUCAGUGGACAGCCGGAGUGGGCUGGUUUGAUGGGUUAAGUCAUUCAAACCUGAUUGACACCGGAGACCCCGUGAGUGGGGAUAAAAGUGAGGUCUGGGGUAACACCCCUCAGAUGCACCAGGAGACACACUAGUGAGCAUCAGACACCCACGAGAAAGUGUGGGGCAUGGGGGACCGAACAAAGGAUCGGUCAAUUUCACUCACAGUGGUUAUAGCGAGGCCGGUGGGGACAUGUGUGUGUCUCCACCCUUGCCUGGGUGACGAGUCCACCACGGAAGAACGGUCUAGCUAAAGGACAGCGGGGUCCUGCUUGAAUGGCCACAACAACACAUCGACGAAUCAAGAUCGUAAAGGAAGGUUUGAAAGACAAUAGCUGUCACUGCUGUUUGAUUGCCCUCUCUCUCUCCAACAAUUACAACACAUCGACCAACAACUACCAAUUCAAUAUGACAAUUCAGUAUCCCCUAGACAACGAUAGAGCUUGUUUAUUAUUGAUUAUUAUUAUACCCACACUUUUAGGCUUAGUGUUGCUAACGUGUAUUAUCUGUAUAUUUGCAUUGAUAUCAAUUUGUAUAUUUUACUAAUAAACACUGUUGAAAAUA